CAAUUCCAAAAUCGGAUUCCCCAGAGCAGAACUGUCCUAUCUAUUAUCCGAUUAUUAUUGGUUUAAACGGGUAUUGACAUCGCAGCUGGUGGGUAUAUCUUAUUCUCUUCACCCACGAUUGAGCAUAAACUCUCCAGUUUCUACGAUCUCAAAUGGGGCUUAUCUGUACUUUCCAGUACCAUCCAAAAAGCAGUAAACUCAUGACCUCUCGUCAGGCUGAUGAUUGAGAAUUUUGAGAUUGGGGUUUGAUAAAAAUGCAUAAAGAUGGACCAUGCCGUUCCUCAUCCUGAUUGGUUGAUUGUCAUUUCCAUCUCAGUCUCUCGCCAAAUAAUAUAUAUAUAUAUAUAUAUAUAUAUCUUUUUUCCUUCUUGGGAAGUUGCUCGUGCACAUUGCACAACGCUCAUCAGCCAUUAAAAACGGCCAAAUUAGUAAAACCGCAAUUCCAGUUUUAAAAGCUGUUGGAGGUUUUGAUUAGUGGAAGUUGGGAGUUGGGGACUGGGAAGGACUAGGGUUUUGGUUAUACUGAGAAGUUCGUUCGACUUCAUUGGAGAUUGCAUCGAAACGCUGCGCCUUUGCAGUCUGAUUCAUAUCCAACAGGCCUCGCUCUGUGGUGAGCUAGCCCAAUCAGCAUCUGUAUAAGCUUUAACUCAGAGGUGAUCAUGAGGAGAUAAGAGGAUCCCUUUUCCUGCAGCUGACUUCAAGUAUCGAAUUUUGAGAAAGAAAUGUUUUCACCGAGAGGAAUUCCUGGGGAGAGGCUGGAUCACGAGGAUUCAUCAGCUGAUACUGGGAAGGAGAAUGCAUCUGUUGUGGAUUCAUCAAUGACUGAAUCCAAACAUGACUUGGAGAAUUUUAAUGAUCCAGGUUCGAACUACAUGGAGAAUGAGGUGUGCUAUCCCUGUCGAACAGAAGAGCAAAUUCAUUCUCCCAGCCAAGUAGAAAAUUCUACUGCAAUGAAAGAUGGAAGACCUUAUACAACUAGAUACUUCAUCAUUAAAAGUUUGAACCAUCACAAUAUCCAACUAUCAAUUGAGAAAGGAAUUUGGGCCACUCAGGUCAUGAAUGAACCAAUCUUGGAAGCAGCCUAUCGUAGCUCUGACAGAGUUAUUCUAAUAUUUAGUGUCAACAUGAGCGGUUUCUUCCAAGGGUAUGCCCAGAUGAUGUCUUCUGUUGGCUGGAGGCGAGACAGUGUCUGGAGUAAUGCCAGUGGUGGAAGUAAUCCAUGGGGGCGCACUUUUAAAGUUAAAUGGUUGCGAUUAAAUAACUUGGCUUUUCAAAAGACUCUUCAUCUCAAGAAUCCACUAAAUGACUACAAGCCUGUCAAAAUUAGCAGAGACUGCCAGGAGUUAUCUCAAGAAAUCGGUGAAGCUCUUUGUGAGCUCAUCGAUGGAAAUAUUGAUACAGAUGGGAAUCUGAAAAGGACCAAUUUUACUAGGGAUGAAUUGUUUAUAAAAAGACCUUGUUUGGAAUCUCCACUUCCCCUUCAAGAUGAAUUUUUUCAUAUUGCGCCAUGUAAUAUGCCAUGGACCAGGACACCUUUGGCUUAUCCUUCCGUGCUCUACCAACACAUCUCAGAAGGCGAAGCAAGUAAUUUCCAUUUUGCACAUGGAAGAUCUCCUAGGGGAUUUCUUCCAAAUAAUCCCCCUACCAAUUUUGAGGCAUCAAAAAGUUCACUGAAGAAAUCUUCAUGUGAUCAUGGGAAUCACAAUAACAAACCAGGGAAUAUGGAUAUGUCUUUUCAGCUGAAUAGUGGGGGUCUGUCUACAAAAAGAAGCCAUCUUGUUGAUUCCCUAUCUGAGGAUGAUUUUCUUGAAAUGACAUAUGAAGAAUACCUGCAGGCCCUUGGCAGAAGCAAUAAGUCAUCACAUGGUCCGGUAGUUGGAUCAUCAAGGAGCAUGCUGGAGCCAUCAAGUAAAGAUCUUGAAGAUGAUCAAUACUUGCGUUCUCUGUCUGACUGUCAGCACUCCCAAAAGAAGACGUAUCAGCCAUCUUACAAAUAACAGGAUGUAUGUGCAAUUAGCCAGGCUAUCUUCAUGGAGUAAUUUGUGGUUAAUAAGAGAUAGUAUUAAUGAAGGUCUUCCAUUUUCUCUAGGGAUCAGUUUUGUAAAGUAAAUUACACCAAUUGUACUAUACUUCCCCAUGAAAGAAUCCUACCUAAGAAUGGGAACUAAAUUUGUACAGAAAUUAAAUUUGUGAAAAGUUGACAUUUCACCACCAAUCACACCAAAGGGCACUUGUACGUUCCACUGAGUUAUGUAUCUAUUCUUUUAUUGAGAGAAUAUGGAAUUUGCAUUUGCUUU
Macadamia integrifolia is the source of this 2297-nucleotide messenger RNA. RefSeq names its product YTH domain-containing protein 1. Gene Ontology annotation, cellular component: nucleoplasm. Lineage: Eukaryota; Viridiplantae; Streptophyta; Magnoliopsida; Proteales; Proteaceae. The coding region runs from base 723 to 1997 and encodes 424 amino acids. Gene Ontology annotation, biological process: regulation of mRNA splicing, via spliceosome; mRNA splicing, via spliceosome. The transcript has 11 exons. The record is from RefSeq and is a predicted model, not a curated record. Gene Ontology annotation, molecular function: N6-methyladenosine-containing RNA reader activity; mRNA binding.